Messenger RNA from Hordeum vulgare subsp. vulgare (domesticated barley), 884 nucleotides. RefSeq lists its product as uncharacterized. Bases 1 to 660 code for a protein of 219 amino acids. The record is from RefSeq and is a predicted model, not a curated record. NCBI's taxonomy places the organism in Eukaryota, Viridiplantae, Streptophyta, Magnoliopsida, Poales, Poaceae. The transcript is spliced from 4 exons.
AUGUGGCGCCAUCCUAGCGUCGCCGUCCUCGGACAACCGCCGGCAGCGACCCCCUCUUCUCUCUGGAGCAGAGCCACCGCCGUCAAUCCCCUGUUUUCGCCGGACAGGGAGAUGGAGAGCUCCCGAUCGUGCCUCCUCGCGCCCGCAACCUGCACACCUCGCCGGAGCACCAAACCAGCAACAGUUCCCGUGCUUGCAGCCCAAUCCAUUCCGCGGUGCCCGAGCACCACCUCUUGGAGCUCGACCUCUCGCGCUCACCUCGCCGUCCUCGCACGCCUGCAUGCUGGCAUCCUCCUGUCCUGCUCAAGCAGACCUCUCGCCGUGGUGAGGAGAUGGCCAUGGCUACCCCAUGAAGCUUCUCUGGCGGUCGCCUUCGGCCCGCCUCCGGCCAGGAGUCGCCAUGGACUGAUGGACAUCACUGGAAGCAACUGCCGCCGUCGCUGGUCGCCUCCACCCUGUACCGGCCAAAAACCAAACGCGUGCGAGCUCCUCGUCCCAGAUCGAGGCCUUCCCUAUGUUCUCUUGCCUCCCUCGCCCGUUUCCCACCAUCGUUCAGUCCUAGAUUCAUUCUUGCACAUGAGCUUAUUUAGUGUGCCACUGUUUAUUUUCAACAAACACCUGCCAGUCGAAUUUGCUAGCAUAGCCAGCCUCAGUUCAUGAGGUCCUGUGUUCAAUCCAAUGCGUCUCCAACCUUUGGUUUUUGUCCUCUGUUUUAGCACGCGAGCGACACUGUUUUUUGUUUCAUUUCAUUCAGAUGAGCUCGAAGGGAUGUGCUAUAUUGCGCCAAACUCACCCAUUAUCAUAAUCCCUUCUUAGUCCAGCUGGUUUGUACGUGCUACUGCAACUAGAAGAGCGUGGGUUUGACUCCAGACACCCGAUAUUUU